Limulus polyphemus (Atlantic horseshoe crab) is the source of this 2145-nucleotide messenger RNA. RefSeq names its product nanos homolog 3-like. Gene Ontology annotation, cellular component: perinuclear region of cytoplasm. Lineage: Eukaryota; Metazoa; Arthropoda; Merostomata; Xiphosura; Limulidae. Gene Ontology annotation, molecular function: mRNA binding; zinc ion binding. The coding region runs from base 167 to 655 and encodes 162 amino acids. The transcript is spliced from 3 exons. The record is from RefSeq and is a predicted model, not a curated record. Gene Ontology annotation, biological process: negative regulation of translation; oogenesis.
GUUUCUAUAUAGUAGCGUGUGGGGUGAAAAUUGCUUCUUCCUUUUGAUUGGUUGAAAACAGAAAUUUUACUGCGGUUAAACUACGGGAUGUAGCAAUCAGCUGUAAAUUGUGUGAAAGCCUGAGAGUGUAGUCAAGUCUAGAGAUUCUGAUCUGUUGGAAGCAAAUAUGAGUUUUUCAAACGAAGCACACAAAAGCUACUUCAAAAUAUAUCCUUAUGAACCUAUGAACGAAGAACUUGACAGACUUUUUGGUAAUCCAACAUCUUCAGUCAAAGGAUUCCAUGCUGAUCAACCAGAAGUUCAUCAAACACACACGGUUAUACAGACUGCAGACUCCAUAGAGACCUAUCCACCAGGGUAUGACGUACACAAAAUUUCAUUUCCAACGAACAGAAAACUAGAAUGUGCAUUUUGUAAAAGAAACGGCGACAGAAAAUCAUUCACACAAUCGCAUGUGGUGCGAGACACUAUCACGGGGAUGGUGGUGUGUCCUGUGUUAAGAAAACAUCGAUGUGAGGUAUGUGGUGCUACGGGGGACAACGCUCACACUAGAAGUUACUGUCCUCGUGUCAUGUCCACUGGAAGAAAUUUAAUUUAUAACACUGUCGCUUUAAAGAAAACACCUAGAAAUAGCACUGGAAAGCGGAAAAAUUAAUCGUUUUCGUGAAUGACGUUCAAUAUAUAUCCUUUUUUUGUACUGUGCUGUAGUUUAGUUCAAUUAAGUUUGCUAUUUAGUAUUAACAUAUUAAUUCCACUUCUUUAAGUUCCUGUCACUAUUUAUUAAAAUAUUUACACCAAAACAGGUUGUAACAACAAUAACAGCUGUCUUGAGAAGCCCUUCUAAAACUCAGAAGAGUUAACUAGAUUAGUGGUUAGCUCUGUUACGUAUUAGAAUUAUUAUAUUACUCAAGAGGUAUCUCAACGGUACAGCAAUGAAAUAAGUUUUGUAUUUACAUCAGUAUACUCAACGUUUUACAUCAACAGAUGCAGUGGUAUAACUUUUAAAAUUCAUUUUAUGUGUGUAAAAUGUUUUAAAGCUCUUCACUUACUAUAAAUAACAUUAUGACAGAUGUUUGAAGAGCAGGAAACAACAUACGAGCAACAGAUUAUUCAUACUUUUUUUAUCAUACCUAACAUAUGUCCUCGAAUAAUAUUGCCUAUCCUUUAAAUAUCUAAAGAACUUGCGAUAUUCUUGGUAAAUUACAUUGCAAAUACCACUUAAACCGAACAAUUACCGUUACAAGAGUCCUAGUGGUUUGCCCUUCUCCUGGGUUACUGAUAGAAGCGAAAUUCGACAAAGUUGAUUUAACUCAUUGACGAAUGGGAUAUCCAACAGUUGAUUUAUCUCAUUGAUGAAUGGGAUAUCCAACAGUUGAUUUAUCUCACUAACGAGUGGUAUAUCCAACAAUUGAUUCAACUCAUUGACGAGUGGUAUAUCCAACAGUUGAUAUGACUUAUUCACGUGUGGUAUAUCCAACAGUUCAUUUAACUCACCGACGAGUGGUAUGUGUAAAAAAUGAUUCAACUCAGAGACAAGUGGUAUAUCCAACAAUAAACUGGACUUGAUACUUAUUUUCCUUCUCAGUGUGUUUGAUAUGAGUACGAUACUAGAGUUCAAGUUCUAUCGAUCUUUUCAGUAUACGGGUAUUUGUAAUACAGGGUAACCCAACAAGAGAUGCUCCACUGAUUUCUUAUGAGAGGAAUACAAUACACUAACGACACAAACGUGCAUUACUGAAGUGGGACACUUGGCUUGUAACAAUGUCAGUCAGUACACUUGGAUAGGGAGCCAUUCUAUAAGUACUUCGCCUAAAAACGAAAUGAAAUAUGGUCGUUCAAAAACUUCAGUGUAUUAUAAUAUUCUUGCCAUAAGAAAUCAGUGGGGACAUCCGAUGUAUCCUCAUUUGUGGAGUUAUGUUUAUAUUUGAUUCGCUUUCUACUGUUAUCAAUAAAGUAGAAUUUUGAAUUUUGGAGUGAAAAGUGUAUCAAUUCAUCUUUCAAAACUCACAAAGUGUUGAUAUAGAAAGAAAAAAUUCAUAUAAUGUUUUGUGUGUUCAUGGUUAGAAUAACGUUUUUGCCUUCACUGCAUCUUAAACAGCAGCAGUGAAGCUUAGCUGGGGAGCAAAAAUUAUAAUACAUUCUACU